AUGGCACAGCAAACGCCACUACCUUUCUUUCGUCAAAAAAGAAUCAUAUCAAGCCUCAAUGUACCUCGUCGAUAUGAAGUGCCCGUUGCUAUACUAAGAGCCACCAGUUUCGUACCUGCCACACUCAACGUGAUUCACAACUUGAAAGCAGCAUGGCGAGUGCCACUCAGAGAUGCAGGUGGGCCCUUGAUGAUACAGACAACACAAACAGAAUACUAUGUAGCCGUGCUUUGGUGCAUAUUGGCAGGUUAUUGGAGCUGGAUCUUGACAACCAGUAUGAUGAAACGUUGGCUCUAUCAUUACGAAAUCAAACAUGCCAUUAUUCGACUAUUGACACUGAUUGUUGUCACAUGGUGUCUCUCUGGCCUUGUUACGUCCACCAUGGACCCAACCACAACAGAUCCCAUCAAAAGCCAAAUGACGCUUUGUUUCAUCUUGCUCUUAUUCAACUUUAUCAAGCUGACGUUUGCAUCGAGCCCCAAAUACAGCCAAAAGCUGGAAGACGUCUUGCCCACCGCACGCUUCAACUUGAAAAGCACAGCCGUUCGCAUCUUGCUGUUACCGUUGCUGGUGGUCAUGGCAUUAUCCGCUUUUGUCUUGACCGGUCAAAUCAAUCGAUUUCAGUACGCCAACAUCUUAUUGAUGAAUCAAAAGCACUUUGAACUGGAUAGCACCGCCAGCCCAGCAGCCAGCGGUGGAUUGACCGUCUUGGUCCUGAUUGUGUCUUCUUGGACCUCACAAGCCGCAGAAAAGAGACAACUGCUAAGAGACUCUUCGUUACAUUGGACACAGGGCAGGGACGGCAGUGACACAAAUAUCAUUUAUCGCUUUGUGGUAGGCCAACCACCCUCUUCACGUAUUCAGUCUUGGAUGGGACCAAAGAUGGUAGCAGAAUCGGAGAAAUAUCAUGAUCUACUGGUAGUACCAGCGCCUGAUCUACCGUCUGACAAGAGCAAAAAGGUGUAUGAGGCUCUUCGAUGGGCGUCUAGCUCGGUACAGCAUGAUUACCUUAUCAAGACGGAUGAUGAUGUGUUUGUACGUUGGGAUGUGGUGCGUAAGGAACUGGCGGCUUUGGGUCCUCAAGACAACUACUGGCAGGGCUUUGUAUACAGAAACAUGCCAGUCAACUUUUUCAAUCCAUCCAAACGCAUGCUCAUCGACUAUGGCAUGCCCGUGCUACCGACAUUCACUUCAGGCACUCUGUAUACACUCUCCAGAAACAUGGUGGAUUUGAUUGCACACAUAGACUAUCCACAACGAUUCAUUGAGGCAGACGAUGUGAAUUUAGCCAUGUGGCUGUUUGGGUUUGAUGUGCAGCCUGUGCACGAUAAGCGUAUUCAAGACACUCCAGAUGUGUGUGAGGAAUCCAUGAUCGCCAAACGCAUCCCCUCGCAUGAUACAUUCAAGAGCACCGUCCACACACUCUACAACAACAUCCUUCAUAAAGAUCCACAAUGCAUUGGCCUCAACAAGCAAAAGAAAUGCGCUACGUGUUAUCCAUGCCACGGCAAAUCAGACGAUUGGCGAUCCCAGAAUCUCGACUGCAAUCCCGGGCGUGGCGUCUCUUUGCUCAAGCAGCCAGACUAUGUCAAGAUUCCAGACCCCAAUGUCAAGGAUCAGCUGGAAGCCUCUGUCAUUGGCGAAAACGACCAAUGGAUCAUUAAGGAUAUCCUAUCUGCAAAGACAUCGAUUUACACCGAGGACGAAGCCAACUGGCAUCUCUUGUACUGGGUGUGUUGGACCAGCGACCCCUCUACAUUCACAGAUCGACACUGGCGCGCACUGGAGAUGGUCUGGAUCCACGAGCCCAAUGCCGUCAUUAUCAUGAUGUCCAACUCGUUGCCAGAGAACUUUUUCGAUGAUUACACGCGCCGUGGUUACAAUAUCCAAGUCGUCAAUUUCAACAAGGAAAACCUGCUCAAAUGGCACUGGUAUUUCGGUCCUGGCACGCAGGAUUGGCUGCAAGAUUGGGACAAGUGGGAAAAGGGGAAAUUCUUUUACUGGCAUUUGACAGACUAUAUCCGCUGCUUGUUGCUGUACAAUUAUGGCGGUACCUACAUGGACAUGGAUGCGCUUUGGAUUCGUAUACCACCCGAUCACAACCUCGAGUUUAUCGGCUCGGAUUACUCCAGCGUGCACUCGGAUCGUGAAUGGACGUUGGAUGAUAAGGGGUUAUAUCUGCCGCAAGGGCUGAUGCGAUUCAAACGUGGCUGGAAGCUGUUCCGUGAGAUGGCAGAAGGUGCGUUCUCUGCUUUCAACUAUGAUCCCGAAUGCUUCAAUUGUGGUGGUCCCAAGGCCAUCACGUCGUAUGUGCGUCAACGUCGUGGUGUGCUGGAGGAUGCUGGCCUGACCAUCUUGCCUCGCAAGGUGCUCUAUCCUUUCAGUUACUUGGAGAUCCACAAGUUGCUUCAACCCAAUGCUUUGGCGGAGCAAGAAAUGAAGAACAAGAUUGAGCCUUAUAGCUGGAACAUCCAUCUGUUUGGUAAAAUGACCAACCACCUGCCUGUGCAGCCCAACAGUGUCAUUGAUUAUGUGUUUAAAAAGUUUGAUCUGGAUCUUCCUCAUCGCGAUACAAGCUCACACAAAAUCAUCUCUUCCACACAAUCCAUGACUGUGCCCAUGCAGCUGGUAGGCCCUCGCGAUUACAUUUACAAGGCUAUUUCAGAACGCAUGCUGGAGGACGACCGCAAGAAGGAAAACCUGCUUCGACUUCAACCCACGCCUGGCAAAUUCCAAGGCAUCAAUGUCAUUUACGUGCGAGGUGGUUCUGAUCGCAUUCCCAAGGUCACGAUUGAGCUGGACACGGCGCUUGGACGUUCCAGCAUCCGCAAUGGUACACAUGAAAAGCAUAUCACUUGUCAACUUGAAAACGUAUCCAUGAAGGAAGUCAACAGUGCCUUGAAUUCCAUCGAAUACAGUCCACCUACCUUGAUGCUGGCCAAUGGUGGCAGAGAUCGACUCAAGGUGGAUGUCACCUACGAUCAUGGAGGACAGUACUUGGAGAAGAGUCAAUUGCAAAUCACAGUGGUGGUGAUGGAGCCAGAGGAAGAAGACGACAAGCUGGAAGACGAUAAGCAAGAUGAAGCUCUCUUGUUGAACAAGAAAAACAAGGAAUAG
Mucor velutinosus is the source of this 3117-nucleotide messenger RNA. Its product is annotated as 40S ribosomal protein S16. Gene Ontology annotation, cellular component: Golgi membrane; endoplasmic reticulum membrane. Gene Ontology annotation, biological process: cellular response to oxidative stress. The coding region runs from base 1 to 3117 and encodes 1038 amino acids. The record is from RefSeq and is a predicted model, not a curated record. Lineage: Eukaryota; Fungi; Mucoromycota; Mucoromycetes; Mucorales; Mucoraceae. The transcript has 4 exons. Gene Ontology annotation, molecular function: hexosyltransferase activity.